This is a messenger RNA of Acaulospora morrowiae, 666 nucleotides long. The record is from the annotation of a GenBank genome assembly. Lineage: Eukaryota; Fungi; Glomeromycota; Glomeromycetes; Diversisporales; Acaulosporaceae.
AUGAAACUUUCAUCGACACAGCAAAAAUCGAUACAGCCCUUCAACAUUGAGUCAUCUUGCACCGAAGUUGACAUAACAAACACUCUUGUUGUACCCGUUAUCACAUCACCAACCCGAUCUCCGGUUAUCGAAGUACUCACGACGCCAGAGCUAAUUCAUGCUAUAUUUGACUAUCUUUCCGUUCCACAAUUAGUUAAUGUAAGAUCUGUGUGUAAGCAAUGGUAUCAAAUCGUCAACAUUCCGUCCCGGGUAGCUGCCUACGUCAAUUACACCGCACGCCCUAAACAUAAGAAAGUCUAUGUACUCACCAACAGUACAUAUACCCAUGAGGACAAUUUUGUCUCUGAUGUAGAUGUGGCUAUCAGUGGUGUUUACACGAACAAAAGGAAAGCCCAAAAUGAAUUAAAUAAAUGGUAUGAACAGUAUGAAGAACAGAUGUAUGAGAACUGUGAAGAUCAGUCCGAUGUGAGGAUCAUUCUCAAAGGAUUCGAAAGAAAGGGUUACUACGAUUAUGAUAUAGAGCAAGGAGAGAUUCGGGAAAUUGGUGAAUACGAUUUGGAUGAUGGAAAAGAGAGUGAUGAUGAGACAGAAAAUCAACAGGAAUCGAAAGCGGCCGAGUUGGAAUCUGUAGAGGAAGGUGGUAUUACCUAUUAUCUUAUUGAUUAA